AGUGAAUCUUGUUGGAUUGGAGUUAGGUACGUAAGGCGAGAAUGAAAGGUAUUAAUGCCUCAAAAGUCAAAACCCUUAAGACGUCACAGGAGCCAACAACAGCCUUCAGCCACAUACCUGUUUAUCCAUCUGGCUGUGCAGUGACUAAGCCCAAUCGGUCUACGGCUCUACGCCCCUUUCAAGGUCAACUUUCUUAAUAUUAUUCCUUGAACUCUUCCAGCAGUCAGCAGUCUCCCGUCUGACCUUUGUUGCACAGGCGAAGGAAGCGGGACCCGAAAUAUAUAUGACAUCCACGGCCAUGAGCUCGGCUAUCCCCUUGGUUGACGUCUCCCGAUCCCCAUCGCCAUAUCCCCGGAGCCGGCCCGGAAGUGCCACACAAUCCGACGAUGAAGACGACUUCGCCGUCCCUCCGAGUCUGAGACCCCUGGUGCACGAACAGGGGGAGUUUUCCAACCGUUCCGCGUGGAAGCGGGUGUUUCUCGAUGGCGGGUUCGGGGCGUUUUUAUUGAGCACUUGGGGUGGCUUGCAAUUUUACGUUGCGUUUCUGGUGUUCGCGGUGGCGGGAUGCGAGUUUGCUCUUGUCGUGUUGAAUAGAUUGAUUUUAUUGACUGGAGUGUAUAAAUUUCCAUAUCCCCUAACGGCAACAUGGAUUCAACUUGUCAUUGCACACGUAUUCUUCCUGCUCGCCGCCGGCUUGACCCGCCUAGUAGGCAAAUGGCUCGUCAAGGCCGGCCUUGGGGCAGCGGUCGCGCCGUCUCGUUCGCCAUCGAAACGGCCCGGUGCCCUGCAAUUGGAAGCCAACCGGCCGCUGUGGGUGAGAAUUCUCUUCUAUCCCUUCCUCCACAGGUUUGGUGGGAUCGCCGGGGGGGGGAUCUUCGAGUUUGAUUUGCAGAUCGCGCGCCAAUGCCUCUUGCUCGCCGUGGUGUUUAUCGGCAAAAUCAUCCUGAGUAAUAUCUCGUUCGCCUACGCCGUCCUUCCCGUCUAUACGCUGUCAAGAGUCGGCACCACGCCCACGACCCUCCUCUUCACCACCUUUCUCACCGGUACUAACCACUCGGUCCCCGUGCUAUCCGCAGCCCUGACCUCCACCUUCACCCUCCUGAUCGCUAGCGUCCGCAAAGGAUCCCGCGUGACCUGGGAGAGCAUCCUCGCCGGCACGUGGUCGACCGUCUUCGUCAGCGUGUAUCCCAUUAUCCUCAUGCGUACAGUUCGCGUGCUGGCCGACAUGCGCACGGUCCCGCGCGGAUCCCAACCUCCCGAAGUCCUCCUCGACAUCGACGAUCCCUACGACGAGGCGAGCGGCCGGGGCACCCCGAACGCCACCCGCCACGCCGCCGUCGCGUACUGGCGCGUCGUGCAUUACGUCUCGGUGAUCUCCCUCGCGGUCCUCACGCCGCUCGUCAUCCUGUCGGGCGAGCUGGGCCAGAUCCAGCGCAACUGCUAUUUCCUCGACGUGCCGUGGUUCUGGUUCCUCACCCUGCUCGGCGGGCUGUCGUCAUUCGCGGUGUUUCUAUUCUACUUCCUACUAGUCAAGGCGACGAGUCCGCUGUCGGCGAAUUUCGUGAGCGUGCCGCGGGGCGCGUUUCAGCUCGCGAUGCUGAGUGGGAAGAUGCCGGCGCAUGCGUGGGUGGGCGUGGGGGUGUGCUGGGCGAGUUCGGUGUGGUAUGCGUUGAUCAAGCGGAAUGAGGCGCGGUCAAGAGGGAAGAUGAGAUUGGAGGCGGCAAGGUGAACGGAACGGGUCGUGUGUCAUCAUCUAUGUGGGAACAACAUGGAAUCUAAUACAAGGCAUUGCAUGGGCUUGGAAAAGCUACGGCGUCUGGAGUACAAAAAAAAUCUGGAUAUCAUUUGGAAUCAUCCGUCCAUGGCCCCUUUGGCGCUCCACGCUGGCUUCCAAACCGCCUCUAUUACCAUCGUUGCGUGAUCGUCAUCGCACUUCGUAGUCUAACCUAAAGGCCGUUCACCAUCAUUUACUGCUUUUGCAGGAAUUGGACCAGCUCAUUCAGCUGACCGCGCGUCUCAUCGUUGAGCUGCUCCUCUGGUGGGCUCAGCACCUUCUCCAACGCCGGCUUCAUCUGCUCGGUGAGGGCGAG
Eremomyces bilateralis CBS 781.70 is the source of this 2090-nucleotide messenger RNA. RefSeq lists its product as uncharacterized. The transcript is spliced from 4 exons. NCBI's taxonomy places the organism in Eukaryota, Fungi, Ascomycota, Dothideomycetes, Eremomycetales, Eremomycetaceae. Gene Ontology annotation, biological process: GDP-fucose import into Golgi lumen; protein O-linked glycosylation via fucose. Gene Ontology annotation, molecular function: antiporter activity. The record is from RefSeq and is a predicted model, not a curated record. Gene Ontology annotation, cellular component: Golgi apparatus. The coding region runs from base 299 to 1729 and encodes 476 amino acids.